Molecule: messenger RNA, 1263 nt
Organism: Dioscorea cayenensis subsp. rotundata (Guinea yam)
Lineage: Eukaryota; Viridiplantae; Streptophyta; Magnoliopsida; Dioscoreales; Dioscoreaceae
Product: OVARIAN TUMOR DOMAIN-containing deubiquitinating enzyme 5
Exons: 2
Coding region: 57-1025 (322 amino acids)
Biological process (GO): protein deubiquitination
Molecular function (GO): cysteine-type deubiquitinase activity
Source: RefSeq, a predicted model, not a curated record
CGCACCGCCGGCGACUGAGGAGCUAGGGUUCACUCGCUCUCUUCCUUUCUCUGCAGAUGGAGGCCUCUCAAGAAGCAGAGGGAGGGGUCCCCCAUGGAGAGCCUUCGAGCACCCCUGAUGCUUCUAAAACAAAGAAGGAAUCCCUCCCUGAUGUGCUCUCCAGGCAUAGGAAAGAAAUCAAGGAGCUUCAAGAUAAAGAGUUGAAUCUUAAAAAAGCGGCCGCAAGAGGCAGCAAGGCCGAACAAAAAGCCAAGAAGAAGUUGGUGGAUGAUGAAAUAUCCCAACUUUCCACUCAACUGAAAGCAAAACAUGUAGAAGAACUUGCUUCCUUAGGCUACAAAAGCAAUGAAGGCAACGAAAAGGGUGAUUUAAACAAUUUAGUUAUGGCCAUAGCUGGUGUCUCUGCUACCGGUCAUGGUGAUUCAUCAUCAAAGCCCAGCAAAAGUGCCAAGAGACGUAGUAGACGAGCUCAGCAAGAAGCGGAAAGAGAACAGAGGAUUCAAGAAGAGCAGAGUAAUAUUGUCAGUGACCGUGUGAUUGAAAACGAGAAGCUCCAGAAAAAACUUGAGCCACUUGGAUUAACAAUAAAUGAAAUAAAGCCGGAUGGCCACUGUCUCUACCGUGCUGUCGAGGACCAACUGCAACUUCACUCGAGUGCCUCUCCAUAUGGUUACCUAGAACUCCGAAAGAUGACUGCAGAUUACAUGAGAGAACAUGCCGAAGAUUUCCUCCCUUUCUUUCUUUCAGAUGGUAAACUUGAGGCAGAUUCUGAUGCUUCGCCACCAGAAAGAUACAAGAAGUAUUGUAACGAGGUUGAGAACACAGCAGCUUGGGGAGGACAACUGGAGCUUGGUGCCCUCACACAUUGUCUCAAAAAACACAUUGUGAUUUACUCAGGUUCUUUCCCUGAUGUGGAGAUGGGGAAGGAAUACAAGGAUAACAGCCUAAGCAUAAUGUUAUCGUACCACAUGCAUGCAUAUGGGCUUGGCGAACACUAUAAUUCAGUUGUCCAGACAAACGGAUAGCACUGUCUCGCCUUUGCCCGGAGUUCUUCCCAUCUUUAUCUGGAUCUUGGUCUAUGAAAAACCUAUCUAUCUUUUCACUGAAAUUACUGAGUUGCCAAGUUUUGUUAGUUGUUUAAAGACAAAAAACUCAUACAGGACAGAUAUCUGGUUUAAAUUACAGCAUAAUAUUUUUUGAGGUCUAGACUUCAAAGAAAUGUUGUAAAGCUUUCUUCAAGGAGAAAUGUCCUUUUUUUUAUUA